Echinostoma caproni is the source of this 726-nucleotide messenger RNA. The record is from the annotation of a GenBank genome assembly. NCBI's taxonomy places the organism in Eukaryota, Metazoa, Platyhelminthes, Trematoda, Plagiorchiida, Echinostomatidae.
GAAUUGAGACGCUCGCGUGAUUUCGUUCCAGGACCGGGUGAUUCGACGGUUACCGAUUCCCAAUCUUCGUCUUGCCAAAAGCCGUCCGAGUUUUCCGCCUGCAAACAGGAGGAGGAACAGACCCGUGAACAAUUAGCUCGGGUGGAAGUAUCAGGGACUCAAGAGGGAAGCCGAGAAGAUCUAGACACCGAAGAGUUGGAUACGUCUCACGCUUGGCAUCGGGUAGGUCGGGCUCAAUGGAAUUCGGGAAACAACCUCCAACAACAGCCGCUUCAGCCUCCUAAUCACACUCCCGCUCAUCCUCGCCAGCGCUACCCCAGCGGCCCACAUGGUGACGCUGAUUCAAAUGUGCCAAGCACAACCAAUGCUCCCCUUAGGCCGGCACCUGACACUCGUCGCGGUGGUCACGGGGACUGGUCUCGAGGCUGUGCCGGCUGGCGUCAACGCUCUUACAGUGGUAGUGAACGUGCAACCGUUGUAGUUGGACAACAUCCCCGUGGUCGAGGAACCGGGACGCUUUUCGGAUCUGAGGCUGAUGACUCUCACGCGCGGGGUCGAGGUCGCGGUCGGGGCUUGAAUUCUGGUGCUGGUGUUGGUCGGUUUACCUUCUCACAUCGAGGUGGCGGCAUUGGUCGGGCUACGCAUAGUAACAUGCAAGGCAGCCUUCGGUCCGCUGCUCCUAGUUCUGGUCCUCCACCGGUAAUUUAUUCUUUUGAUAAGUCCUAA